Molecule: messenger RNA, 311 nt
Organism: Perkinsus marinus ATCC 50983
Lineage: Eukaryota; Perkinsozoa; Perkinsida; Perkinsidae
Product: ribonucleic acid binding protein s1, putative
Exons: 3
Biological process (GO): mRNA splicing, via spliceosome
Cellular component (GO): nucleoplasm; ASAP complex; cytoplasm
Molecular function (GO): nucleic acid binding
Source: RefSeq, a predicted model, not a curated record
AGCCACCUCUCCAAAGGCUAUGCGUAUGUCCUCUUCGCCACUCGUGAGGGGGCGGAGGAAGCUUUUCUCCAUGUAGACAAAGGACAGAUUGAUGGGAACGUGGUGAAGGUCGUUUUCGUAACACCUCCCGCACCUCCCGCCGAGAGGCCUCGGAAGGCAGCAGUGCCCAGUGGUACAAGCAGUGUCGGUGAUCGUUGCGUAGCCCGUCAUCAUCGAGUUCCUCAUCAUCUGCGUCUGGCCUCUCUUCCGAUACUGAUGGUCGACGCACACGUCGCAGAAGAGGUCGCUCAAGAUCUGGGGGAGAGCGGCGG